Paramormyrops kingsleyae is the source of this 1035-nucleotide messenger RNA. The record is from RefSeq and is a predicted model, not a curated record. NCBI's taxonomy places the organism in Eukaryota, Metazoa, Chordata, Actinopteri, Osteoglossiformes, Mormyridae.
GAGAAAAGCGGCACUUCAGAACCAGAAAUCAUGAUUCCUUUCAGAUCCACAAUACAUGUCAUUUGCAUUUCAAUGAAAGUACCUGAGUUUAAGAGCGACAUACAGAACACUGUAUCAUCACUGUCUCUCCUCAAUGCCUUCAGUGGACACGUGGAACCUCAGCAGCAAACUGAGGAGUUUAAACAUCUCACCCAAACCAAAUUUCAAGAAAUUCGAAAAGGUUUGGCAGAAUGCAUUAGCAGAUGGUCAGAAAAUCACGUCCAUCUUAAAGACUGGAGGCCAAUUUUUGACCUUCCCCUCCCUGAUCAUUGGCAACAAAUGUGGGUGGAGACCCUGAAGGAACUUUUCAUGAAGAGGGUUCGACAGAUGAAGCCUUUGCAGCAAGUACAACUUUGCCGUAAAAACUUAUCAGAGAUUCCAGUACUAGAUGACUGUCUUUUGAAAUGUGCCACCACAGCAAUCAGAGACCUUGUGAACGAAACAACUGCUCACUCACCAAUGGAUUAUUUGGAGGAAGUGUCAAGAUGCAAGAAAUUAAUGUCGGUGACUGUCAUGGAAAUACUAGGACCUCUGCAAUCAAAUAACAAGGACUGGCUGUACCUUCUCAGUAAUUCUCAGUGCAGAAAUCUUUUGAUUGUUUUGAAUAAAUGUCAAAAAGAAGAUUCCUGCUACAAUGAAAAACUAGAUCAAGCCAAGAAAUUGAUUGAAAUUGCAGAAAAAGAAAUGAAAACAUUACUGAUUCACAUUAAGAAAAAUUCAGUGGCAUCCAAAGUGGUGUAUCAUAUUCUAAAAGAUAAUGAUGCUGACAAAUUAUGUCAGUUGUUUGUUGAAAAGAAUGAGGAAAAUAACUUCAAGAAGGCCCUGGAAUCAGCCAGAAAAGACUUAAAUUUCCUCGAACAGCAGCAAAAACAAAUUAAGGGUCUAAUUUUCCUCUGUGACCACAUUGCUGCUAUACUCACAGUUGAUGUUAGCUACCUACGACAAUGCCAGAACAUCGAUUUCUCUAAAGAAGAACAUUCUUUAUGCUUUUUCUGA